Mangifera indica (mango) is the source of this 1746-nucleotide messenger RNA. RefSeq names its product UPF0481 protein At3g47200-like. The record is from RefSeq and is a predicted model, not a curated record. Lineage: Eukaryota; Viridiplantae; Streptophyta; Magnoliopsida; Sapindales; Anacardiaceae. The transcript has a single exon. Bases 81 to 1454 code for a protein of 457 amino acids.
UCAUACGGUGCUCAUACCAAAGGAUAAACUGUAUCCUUCAAAAGUAAACGAUGCAAUAUGAUUGUUGAAAUAAACACAAAAUGGAAACAGAAAGGAAUGUCCUCUGCAAUCAAGAUGGUGAAAAUGGAGGAAAACCUCAUCAUGUUAUCGGAGUCAUGGAAGACGAGAGAGAAUGGUUAGCAUCAAUGGAAGCAAAACUUAAUCAAAAUCCUCAGUUAUUAAGCAAAUCAGCUGGAAAGAAGUCUUGCUGCAUCUUCAGAGUCCCUCAGAGCUUGGUUGAAAUCAACAAGAAGGCUUAUCAACCCCAUAUUGUAUCCAUGGGACCUUAUCACCAUGGCAAAGAGCACCUGAAGAUGAUCCAAGAACACAAAUGGAAAUACCUUGCUGCAAUGCUCAACCGCACAAGAAACCAUGGAGUCGAAUUCAAGGACUUGUAUGCAGCCACAAAAUCAAUGGAGCACCAGAUAAGAGAGUGUUAUUCAGAGACAAUUCAAUUCAGGAGCGGUGAACUUAUCGAAAUGAUGGUUCUUGAUGGAUGUUUUGUUAUUGAGCUUUUCUCCAUAGUCGGGAAGUUGGUACAAGGUGAUCUUGAUGAUCCAAUUUUUACUAUGUCAUGGGUUUUUCCUUUUUUCACUAGGGAUUUUCUCAGGCUUGAGAAUCAAAUUCCUUAUUUUGUUCUUGAAACUUUGUUCGAGCUUACAGUAUUGGGUUCAAUUAACAUUGACAAUCCUCCGACUGUAGCUAAACUUGCCCUGGAAUUUUUCAAUUAUAUGGUGCAAAGAGAUGUUGAAGUCCUGGAGCAAUACCACAAUCUUUCAGCAAAACAUUUGUUAGAUUUAUAUCGUUUGAGCUUUAUCCCUUCGUCCCAAGAAGAAACAAGAGACAUUAGUCCCUUCCUUCAUUUGAUCCCAUCUGCAAAAAGGCUUCAUUUAGCUGGCAUUGAGUUCAAGCCAAGGAAGGCUAGCAGUUUCCUGGACAUUGACUUCAGAAAUGGAGUCCUGGAAAUUCCACCAUUAACAAUAGAUGAUUUCUCCAGCUCUGUUUUCCUCAAUUGUGUUGCUUAUGAACAGUGUUACUGCUACUGCACAAAGCACAUCACAACUUAUGCAACCUUGAUGGGCUGUCUCAUUAACACAGCGGGUGAUGCAGGGUUUUUGAGUGAUCAGAAGAUCAUCGAAAACUACUUCGGGACAGACGAAGAAGUGGCUCGAUUCUUCAGCAAUGUGGGGAAGGAUGUGGCAUUUGACAUUCAGAGAAACUACCUGUCAGAAUUAUUUGAGGGAGUGAAUGAGCAUUACAGGAACCAUUGGCAGGUUGGAUGGGCAAGUUUUAAGCAUACUUAUUUCGACACUCGGUGGUCAUUCAUGUCAGCCCUGGCAGCCCUCAUUCUCCUUUUACUCACUGUGGUUCAGGCUUUUUUCGCCAUCUACGGUUAUGUCCGUCCGGCUAAGUGAUGGACCAAAUUCGAUUCAAUCCCAUAUUCUAUCAGAGACAAAUUCGAAGAUUGAUACUUCCAUUCUCAUCUUUUUUUGUUGUAUAUUUUUGGUUAGAAUAGUUUCUAAGGAGGUUUUUGGAUUUUGUGAUUGGAUUAUAGAAAAACCCCUCUUCUUCACUAGGAAAGGAUUAAACAACUCUCGAAUGAAGUUCAAGGUCAGGUUCCUUUCAGUUGAACAACUUCCUACUAGCAAUGCAUUAUCAGACCACAACCUAUAUAUCUUUAUUAUAUAAAAAUGUAGAGUUACUAUC